UUUCUCUUCGUUGAGCUUAGUGCUUAUUGUAACCAUAGUUAUCGCAUAUUGGACAUUUUCUAUGCAAAGAAUAUGUAUUGGAGCGUAACGGUGUGAUUAUCACAUGAGUCGUUUCCUCCGGCUUUCUCGCACUUGUUUCUCUUUUAGUUUUGUGGUUCCUUAGUAUCAAGUUAUAAAAAGCAUAAUAAUCAACUUUCGGAUGUCUAAAAUAAACGAACAUGAGAAAGAUUGUAUCCAGGGAAAUAAACGUCAAAAAAUUAACGAGCUCGAUGAUAUUGUGGUGGAUAUUACGGGUUAUUCGUUAUCACGUGUACGAGCAGCUUUUACCUACAUUGGUAUUAUAUUAACCUGUGGACUGUUAAGACUAGUCUUUCAUUGGUUUCCACAUUGGAUGCUAAAGUGCACGAAUAAGAAGUGUGCUUUAAUAAAUGCUGAGAAAAUUCUUGUAAAAGAUGCCUACGGUAUUCACUACAUACAUGAUGUGGUUGUUGACAAAAUUGAAAAAACAAAUAGUCCUAAGGUCUCGUAUGUUCGAAAACCUGUAUCAUUCAUGAUGUCGCAAAUGGCAUGUGCUGGAAAAGAUGCUGAGAUGAUGUGUUACUUUACCCAUAAAUGUUCAAAAUACGUAUGGGACAAUGAGAAUAAUCGUUUUGAGAACCCCAGGGGUUGGCAUGAAGCUUCAUAUGGAGAAAUCUUGGAAUGUAAACCUUUGACUAAUGAAACAGUCCUCAUGAAUCGUGCGUUGUAUGGAAUAAAUGAAAUCAGUAUUACACUUACUCCAAUUGUCAAGUUACUACUUGAAGAAUGCUUGAAUCCAUUCUACUGUUUCCAAAUAUUCAGCUUUAUCUUGUGGUGUUCUGAUGAAUACUGGGUAUAUGCCUCUUGCAUUAUGGUUAUUUCAGUUAUGUCACUAUCAUGUCAAGUUUAUGAACUACGUAGAAAUGAAAGGACUCUUAAAGAAACUAUGUGCAUAUCGUCUUCUGUAAUCGUUUGUCGAGAAGAAUUUGGGGUUAAAGAAUUCAAAGAAAUAGAUUCCGUUUCACUAGUUCCCGGUGAUGUAAUUGAGAUUCCACGAAACGGAUGUCUGGUUCAAUGUGAUGCCAUUUUACUAGCAGGAAACUGCAUAGUAAAUGAAAGUACACUGACCGGUGAAAGUGUUCCAGUCACCAAAAUUCCCUUGCCCGAUUCACCAUCAAAGGCUACCUUAUUUGAUAUCAAAGUUCAUGGUCGCCAUAUUUUAUUUGCUGGUACUACUGUUAUUCAAACAAGAAAUUAUGAAGAUGAACGUGUUUUGGCUGUUGUUGCACGCACUGGCUUUUACACGGUGAAGGGUGAACUUGUACGGUCGAUUCUCUUUCCUAAACCUCUAAAAUUCAAAUUCACUCAAGAUUCCUUCCGGUUUAUUUUCGCGUUGUCUAUUCUUGCUGUAAUUGGUUUAGGAGUUUCAAUCUACUUGAUGAUCAGAGCUGACGUUGGUGUUGGUGACAUUAUCCGACGAGCGUUAGAUCUAGUUACUGUAGCGGUACCACCAGCCCUACCUGUUGUGAUAACAGUAGGUGUUGUUCUGGCUCAGCGACGUCUACUAUCACAUGGAAUAUUUUGUGUCAAUCCAACCGUGAUUAAUGUAUGUGGAGUUAUCAAUGUGGCUUGCUUUGAUAAGACGGGUACUUUGACAGAAGAUGGUUUGGAUAUGUGGGGUAUCAUUCCUUACGAAGAUGGUUUGUUUAGAGACCCAGAAUUGGAACCGUCGGAGUUAGGCAAUGGUCCCUUAAUAGAAUGUUUGGCGACAUGUCAUUCUUUGACAUUGAUCGAAGGAGUCCUGUCUGGAGAUCCUCUGGAUUUGAAGAUGUUUCAGUCAACUAAAUGGGAAUUCAUUGAAGAAGCUGCUGAUCAUUGUAAGUUUGAGAUGGCUGUCCCUGCUAUCGUACGUCCACCGAGUAAAGGCAGUUCAACGGAAAAGAUUUCUGUAAAAUUCAAUGGUGAUGAUAUUCAGUACGAAGUGGGUAUUUUACGUCAAUUUCCAUUCAGUUCUUCAUUGCAACGCAUGUCUGUGAUUACUCGUGCUCUCAAUCAAAAUCAUUUCAAUAUAUAUACUAAAGGUGCACCUGAAACCAUUGAAUUGUUGUGCAGAUGUGAUACUAUUCCCAUAGAUUUUCAUUCAACUCUGUCAGGAUACACACGUGAAGGGUAUCGAGUGUUAGCAUUAGCUUGGAAACCAUUAAAAGCAACCUAUACAAAAGUUUUACGUGUACCUAGGGAACGUGUUGAACAGGAUUUACAAUUUCUUGGUUUACUAAUCAUGGAGAACCGUUUGAAACCGGAAACAACUCAAGUGAUUGAAACUUUAAGACAUGCCAAUAUUCGACCUGUGGUGGUGACUGGUGAUAAUAUGCUAACUGCACUAUCAGUAGCUCGGGAUUGCGGGAUUAUUGAUGAACGGGAUCGUAUUAUUCUUGUGUCUGCAAAACCACCACCUCUUGUUCAGUCAUCGAGUCCACAUGAUUCUGUGGUAUGUUCUGCCAAUAUUGAUGUAUCAAAAGAUCAACAACAGAGUCAUUCUCCUUCCAAUCAUGCUCAGGAGAAUUUCUUCAAUCAACAUGACGAUUCAUUAGUUGAAUUUCAUUAUGCUGAAGAUUUACACAAACCAGUUACUGAAGUAAUAACUACAACUGAGACAGGAACAACUGGUAAAUUCCAUAAAUCUCAACUUGUCAAUAAUACUUCGACCGAAACUGAUUAUGAUUCACAUAAAUUUCCAGUAAGGAGUGCUAAGAAACCUCGAAAAUUGAUGCGUUGUUUAUGCAAAGAUGUCCCUUGUGUUUGUGGACAGAAUUCCUCGUCCUCGCUCAGUUCAGUGACAGAUAUAACUCAGGUGCCUAAUGUUUCAGUGAAUGACCAUCCUUAUGCUACUUUAUCCGAUCAACCAGAACGUCACCAGUGUGAACUUGGAGACCAGACAUCUUCCUCUAAAGAUCACUUGCAAUCUGUGUCGAAUGAUCGCUUGAAUUCCACUCGUCCUGUAUUUAUACGGAUGCUUGAUCGACCUGAUUUCCACUUGGCUAUGUCUGGUAAAACAUGGGCUAUCAUUCGAGAACACUAUCCUUGGCUUAUACCAAAGCUUGUAGUCAAAGGUACUGUGUUUGCUCGUUUUCAUCCAGAACAAAAAGCUCAGCUGAUUGAAUCGCUUCAAUCAGUUGGUUAUUUUGUUUCAAUGUGUGGUGAUGGCGCUAAUGAUUGUGGUGCAUUGAAAGUGGCACAUGCUGGGAUUGCAUUAAGCGAAACUGAAGCCAGUGUUGCUAGUCCUUUCACAUCGAAACAACAAAAUAUUAGUUGUGUCCCGACACUUAUUCGUGAAGGUCGUUGCGCGUUGACUACGAGUUUUGGUGCAUUCAAGUUUAUGGUUGGUUAUUCAAUGAUUCAAUUUUUCUCAGUUAUACUUUUGUAUUAUAUUGGCAGCAAUAUUUCCGAUCUGCAAUAUAUGUUUAUCGAUGUUAUUGUCAUCACUACUAUGGGUCUUACGUUUGGCUAUACUCCGGCAUAUCCUCGUCUGUCUGUGGAACGUCCUGAAAUGCGAUUAGUCUCAACAGUGACUUUAUUAUCAUUGGGUCUGCAGUUGCUCACUUGUGGUCUUGUACAAUUUUCAGUCUUUGUAUUUACGCGACUACAACCAUGGUAUUUACCACUGUUUGCUUAUCAUGAAGAUUAUGAAUUGAAGAACUUUGAAAGUACAGCCAUAUUCACUGUAUCUGUUUACCAGUACAUUAUAUUGGCUAUUGUAUUCUCUAAAUCUGCACCAUAUCGUCGAUCGAUUCUUUCUAAUCAUUUAUUCGUUGUCAACAUUAUUGCAUGUGUUGCGGGAUCAUUAUACUUGACAUCUCAACCAGCUCGUGUGGUUCGCAAAGUAUUCGAACUGUGUCGUUUUCCUUCAGUUUAUUUUGUUAUAAUUCUGCAUGGAAUAGUAUUGGGCAAUUUAUUGUUUGGAUAUAUUUUGGAAUCGAUUGUUGAUGGUGUUUCAUUUCGACAACGAAUACAUCAUAUUAAACAUGCAUUAUUUCCCAGGUAUGUUUAUUAUGAAUACCUUCCAUUGUGCUUCCUGCUUGUCGAUUCCUUUCAUACAUUUAAUGAACUCAACCAAUCGGGUUAUUUGAGUCGUGACACUUCAUAA
Schistosoma turkestanicum is the source of this 4165-nucleotide messenger RNA. The record is from the annotation of a GenBank genome assembly. NCBI's taxonomy places the organism in Eukaryota, Metazoa, Platyhelminthes, Trematoda, Strigeidida, Schistosomatidae.